AUGGAUGGGCGUCUCAGCUCCGAGGGGCAGCCCAGGCACCAGGGAGAAGGACCGAGCACCCCAGAUGGCUGGGAAGAGGAGCAGCUCCAGAAAGAUGGCACCGGGGGACCCCCAGGAGAUUCUCACUCAGUAGAACCGUGUCUCCAGAGCCUCCAGAAAUUCGUUCCCACAGAUUACGCCAGCUACACCCAGGAGGACUACGAGUUCGCAGGCGAGAAGAUCGUCCUUCGGGAGUCCAUAGAGAGCCACGGAGCGCUGGUGUGGCCAGCGGCCACGGCGUUGUGCCAGUAUUUGGAGGAACACGCGGAGGAGCUGAGCCUCCGGGAUGCUAAAGUGCUGGAGCUCGGCGCUGGGCCCGGCCUCGUCUCCGUUGUGGCCAGUAUCUUAGGUGCUGAAGUCACCGCCACAGACCUGCCCGAUGUCCUCGGAAACCUUCAGUACAACCUCCUGAAGAACACGCUGGCUCGGGCGGCGCACCUGCCCGACGUGAGGGAGCUGGUGUGGGGGGAGGGCCUGGAGCGCCGCUUCCCCAGGGCCGCGUGCCACUAUGACUACGUGGUGGCCUCGGACGUGGUCUACCAGCACCACUGCCUGCCGUCGCUGCUCCGCACCAUGGCCCACCUCUGCCGGCUGGGCACCACGCUGCUCUGGGCCAACAUGUUCAGGCUCAGCACCGAUUAUGAGUUUUUAGACAAAUUCAAGCAAGUUUUUGACACAACGCUCUUGGCCGAAUUUCCCGAGUCCUCAGUCAAGCUGUUCAAAGGCACCCUGAGGUGGGACUAG
Messenger RNA from Condylura cristata (star-nosed mole), 783 nucleotides. It is a transcript of the gene METTL21C, whose product is annotated as methyltransferase like 21C. The record is from RefSeq and is a predicted model, not a curated record. Gene Ontology annotation, molecular function: protein-lysine N-methyltransferase activity. The transcript has 4 exons. The coding region runs from base 1 to 783 and encodes 260 amino acids. Gene Ontology annotation, biological process: peptidyl-lysine methylation. Gene Ontology annotation, cellular component: cytosol; cytoplasm. Lineage: Eukaryota; Metazoa; Chordata; Mammalia; Eulipotyphla; Talpidae.